Babesia ovata is the source of this 2220-nucleotide messenger RNA. RefSeq names its product non-canonical purine NTP pyrophosphatase, putative. The transcript has 2 exons. Lineage: Eukaryota; Apicomplexa; Aconoidasida; Piroplasmida; Babesiidae. The record is from RefSeq and is a predicted model, not a curated record. Bases 1 to 2220 code for a protein of 739 amino acids.
AUGGUUUUCGCGCGCCGCCUGAGCGCAAAGAAGGCUCGAUUUACGUGCAAGAAGCUCGCCUUCCUAGAGGUGCAGCGUUUCCAGCGUGAAGAAUAUGGGCGUUGGUUGACUCGUCGUAAGCGCGCUGAGCGUGUGCUUUUCUUACCAUCCGUCAAAGAUGAGGUUGGAGAGCUCUCGGCGGAGUCCAUGCAACAGAUUCUUCACCAGGGCUCUGCGUUCCACUUCUCCAAGGACCUCGUUGUUGAGAGACAGGAUUCCCUGCACCACCUCCUCUUCGGCGGGGUAUUCAAUGUGAGACGUUUGGAAACGAUUGACCUGGUGUUGUUGGCUUCGGUGUUGACAAAGCUUCCGUCGACAAACAAUGCUUUGCUUUCGCGUGCCUUGGUGCAAUGCGAUUUGCGCUUCGACAGCCUCUCGCUUUCUGAGGUGGCACAACUGUCUUUCCUCAUACGGGACCUUCCAGAAAGCCUAAAAGAACCCUUCAGCCGGCAAUGGCUGCCCAAAGUUGCACGCCUUUUGCGCCGGCUGAAUUCCGACAGCGUAGGAGCCAACCUCAGCAGCCUGGCCAAACUCUCCUACGCAAUAUCGCAUUUUGCCCCGCACCUACGGGAAUCGCUAUUUGUCCUACUUUCGUCCCUUGAUGUUGGUGACAUCCCGAAUGCCCAGUUGUUUUCACGUGACUGCUCUCUCGUCUGCCAGAGCAUGUCAGCGAGUGGCGUGGUCAACUAUGAUUUUCUGCGCGAUUCCAGUCAGUUUUACGAGUCGCAACUGAAUCAAACCGUCGAGUCGUUAACCGGCCGGUUACGGCGGCGUCAGGUGCUCUCGGGUCAUAAUGUAGUGUUUGAUUUAGAGGAUGGCGGCGUUGAAUCUGCCGUGGACAUCGACCACUUGUUGAUCUUCCUCUCUACCUGUGAACGUUUCGGCUAUCAUAAUAGGACCCUGCUGCAAACGUUCAACAGCUAUGUUGACUGCUGCAGUCUCGUUUUUGUCAAUGAGUGCAGGGCAGCCGAUCACUACCGGCGUCACGGAUCCCGGACUCCCAACCAGCUGACGAAGAAGUUCGCCGAAGCAGUUCGCGGCGGACAGUACAAGCACCCUGUUGGCGGCAAGCAACAGCUUCAAAAGCUGUUGAAGGACCUGCUUGCCAGUCUGGCUACUGACAAGGACGGGUAUUGGUGCUUAGACGCUGUCCACAGCAUCGGUACAAAAUACGUGACCCAGCGCCGCAACUUCGCCCGAUUUUUGGAUUUCAUUAUACGGAAUGUUAACAAAGACUUGCUGACUACGUCUGAGAAAGCUGCCCUUCAUGAGCUGUGCCGUUCGUAUCAGCCAUUCCAUUGUGAGCUGACGGCACAGCUGGGUGCACUCACAAAGGAUAAUCGAAGCCAUACAACAACGCAACCACAGGUGCAACUGUGCGAUGAUAAAGGCAGCGAAGUGGUUUCGGUAGACCCCCGCAACGUAGCAUCUAUCGUAACCAGCUUUCGGGAGGCGUAUACAUCGUACGUUGCUAACGGCCGCCCGGAGAGCUUGGCUACUCUGGCCUCGCUAUUCCCUGUUCUGGCCAAAAAGCUGCCGGAUGUCGUAUGCUGGGAUUGCGUGUGGCAGAUGCUGCACGUGAUUGCGGUGUCACGCUGCGUUGACAUGCUGCCGCUGGUACGCUCAUUUUUGGAGGAGUCAUUUUUGGGGUACCACCCUCUAUCUCAGGCCGCUGGUGAUGCAUCCUCAGUAAUGUCACAUCUACUGGAUAGCGAGGAUACAACUGAGGGUCACCUGCUCUAUCUGGAUAGCUGCGUUCGCAUUGUGGAGCUACUGUUAGAAGCCGAUCUUUCUCGUGACUACGCCGACUUGCAUAUAUUCGGCCAUUUUUUCGAGCUACUAACAAAAGUCAGUCACACGUUAGAACGAGACAAGGGUGGCCGUGAUGAAGAUCGCCGCCUUCUUGUUGAGAGGUUGCGUAGCCAGCUGGAGCGGUACCUCGUGAAGUUUUCGGAAGUCAAGCGGUGUUUACAGGAAGUGGAAGUACCACGUCCGGUUUAUGUACAAGUUCUGGGUGGAAUUUACAGGCAUUGUGGCCUAGAUUCCUUGCCCGGUGCUAUGAGCGCGGAGAAGGCUGUUGAGCUGCUUCGCUCUUUGUGCGUUGCUGAAGACACGGCAUUUAUAAGCAAAAACGCCACUUUAAUUCGACACAUCCUGUUCCAGGGCUGCCUGGUACCAUAA